This is a messenger RNA of Brassica napus (rape), 1410 nucleotides long. RefSeq names its product dolichyl-phosphate beta-glucosyltransferase. Bases 173 to 1183 code for a protein of 336 amino acids. The record is from RefSeq and is a predicted model, not a curated record. NCBI's taxonomy places the organism in Eukaryota, Viridiplantae, Streptophyta, Magnoliopsida, Brassicales, Brassicaceae. Gene Ontology annotation, cellular component: endoplasmic reticulum membrane. The transcript is spliced from 10 exons.
CUUCACAAUCAAUCAAUCAAAUCCUUUACACUCACUUCACGGAUUAAAUCAAUAAAAACUUUAAGCUUUCUUUGCUUAUUCUUCACGGAUUCAUUCCACCUCCCUUCUUCUCUCUCUCUCUCUCUCCCCCUCGUGAAGCAAAACAGAUCUGAAAAUCUAGGGAGCACCGGCAAUGGAGUCUCUGUUAACAGUUGCGGAACUUGGCCUCUCUCUGUUGCUGAUCGUCUUCUGGGGAUUCAUCUCCGUCGUCGUCUUUGAAGCUUGGAGAAGGAGACACAGUAACGUUCCUGUGGAGACCGUGACUACACUCGAGGAUCCGACAUCCUUAAAACAGGUUCCCUGCCCUCAUAUCUCCGACCCUGCGGAGAAGUAUCUAUCAUUAAUUGUUCCAGCUUUUAACGAAGAGCAGAGACUUCCUGCUGCUCUUGAGGAGACAAUGGAUUACCUUCAAGGUCGUGCAUCACGGGAUAAGAGUUUUUCUUAUGAGGUGGUGAUUGUUGAUGAUGGAAGCGUGGAUGGAACAAAAAGAGUAGCUUUUGAUUUCGUCAAAAAGUAUACAGUUGACAACAUAAGGUUUAUACCCCUUGGGAAGAAUCAAGGGAAAGGAGAAGCUAUAAGAACUGGAAUGAUGCAUUCGCGUGGUGAACUACUUCUCAUGUUGGAUGCUGAUGGUGCAACUAAAAUCACAGACCUUGAAAAACUUGAAAAUCAGAUUCAUGCAGUAGCUAGAGAAGAAAAUUCAAUCAGAGAUCCAGCACUAAAGAAUGUGGCUUUUAAAAUAGGUGAUGUGCAAGUAUCAGCAUUUGGUUCUCGUGCUCAUCUCGAGGAGAAAGCUCUUGCUACAAGGAAGUGGUAUCGCAACUUUUUGAUGAAAGGUUUCCAUCUUGUGGUCUUGUUGGCUGCUGGUUCUGGAAUUCGAGAUACACAGUGUGGGUUCAAGAUGUUUACUAGAGCUGCUGCUAGAAGACUUUUCACAAACGUCCAUCUGAAAAGGUGGUGCUUUGAUGUUGAGUUGGUAUUCUUGUGCAAGCGUUUUAACAUUCCAAUGCUUGAGAUCUCUGUGAACUGGUCUGAAAUUCCCGGGUCUAAAGUCAGUCUGCUGAGCAUUCCCAACAUGCUCUGGGAGCUUGCUUUGAUGUCUGCGGGAUACAGAACUGGAAUGUGGAAGAUCCAUCACGCAUGAGAAGACACAUUGAACAAUAUACAUAGAGAGCAGUUUACUGCAGAGAGGAUAUUAACUUUUGAUGUCUUCUGAUCAAAGCAAGGAAAGGCAAAAGCUAUAGAAAGUUCGGUUGAAUCUUUCUUUCUAUAGAUGUAAGAUUAGUAAUAAUCUUAACAGGAUAUCAUGUGAUGACAACUACUAGAUUUUUUGUAAUAACUCGACACUUCAAUUACUAUGCUCUCUCUACU